CAAACCCACCCUCAAAUGACCGAACUCUACCCUUCCCCUCUCCUAUAUAAACCCUCCUUCACUCCUUCAUUUUCACACAACCUAAACACCAUUUCUCCCCUUUUUGGCCGAACACAAAACCAUCUCUCCUUCAUAUUAAUUGUUUUGUAUCCUUCUCCGCCGUCUAUGUAUUCUGCCGGGGGAUUCAUGGCGUUCUCGGUGGAGCAGAACGGGGAGGACGUUGGCAGAGGUUUCGGUGUCUCUGAUGUCGUUCCCGGCGAGGGGCUUGCUUUGAGGGAGUGGCGAAGGCAAAACGCGAUUCGAUUGGAGGAGAAGGAGAAGAAGGAGAAGGAGAUGAGGAUGCAGAUUAUAGAGGAAGCGGAUGAGUACAAAGUUGAGUUCUACAAGAAGCGUGAGGUUAAUGUGGAAAAACAAAAACAAUCGAGCAGAGAGUUCAAGCUAUUUUUAGAAAACCGAGACAAGUUUCAUGCUGAAGCCGACAAGAACUACUGGAAGGCAAUUGGCGAACUCAUACCCCGUGAAGUUGCAGCUAUAGAGAAAAGAGGGAAGAAGGAUAAAGAGAAGAAGCCUUCUAUUGUGGUAAUUCAGGGUCCAAAGCCAGGGAAGCCAACUGACCUUUCAAGAAUGCGCCAGAUACUAUUGAAGCUCAAGCAUAAUCCCCCUCCACAUAUGAACGCCAAGCCACCACCAUCAUCAGAAUCCAAAAAGGAUGCCAAAACUGGGCCCCCUGAUGGUGCUAGUACAAGUAAUACUUCACCUCCCAGUGGUGCGCCAGCAGCAACUCCUGAGACUGUAACGGCAUCUUGAAAAGUUUAUGCUAGAUCAUUAAUCUAUAUGUAAAUAUGAUUUGUCUAGUUUGUGAUGAACUGAUAGCUUAAGUUUGCGAUCGUCUAUUCAUCUUAGUCUGCUAGUCUGUCAGUAGUUUAUGUGUAAAUAUAUGUACUGGUUAUGCUUGCAUAGUGUAUCGGUAAAUAUUCUCCUCUUAGAACCUUUUAUAAUUGAUGUAUCGGUAAAUAUUCUCCUCUUAGAACCUUU
Messenger RNA from Arachis duranensis, 1035 nucleotides. Its product is annotated as clathrin light chain 1. Gene Ontology annotation, biological process: intracellular protein transport; clathrin-dependent endocytosis; clathrin coat assembly. Gene Ontology annotation, molecular function: clathrin heavy chain binding; structural molecule activity. NCBI's taxonomy places the organism in Eukaryota, Viridiplantae, Streptophyta, Magnoliopsida, Fabales, Fabaceae. The record is from RefSeq and is a predicted model, not a curated record. Gene Ontology annotation, cellular component: clathrin coat of trans-Golgi network vesicle; plasma membrane; clathrin coat of coated pit.